Molecule: messenger RNA, 2112 nt
Organism: Cornus florida
Lineage: Eukaryota; Viridiplantae; Streptophyta; Magnoliopsida; Cornales; Cornaceae
Product: T-complex protein 1 subunit alpha-like
Exons: 17
Coding region: 217-1857 (546 amino acids)
Biological process (GO): protein folding
Cellular component (GO): chaperonin-containing T-complex
Molecular function (GO): ATP binding; ATP-dependent protein folding chaperone; ATP hydrolysis activity
Source: RefSeq, a predicted model, not a curated record
CUCUCAUAUACGCACACAGUAGCACUCUGCAAUUGUUUGUUCCUCUCGCUUCCAAGCUUUUCUCUUAACAUUCCAGAGGGAGCAUACAUAGCAGUAGUUCGUAAACUCACCAACCUCUGAACUUUUUUAUCUCAGAGAGAGAGAAGCAAGUACUCACCGUCAGAGCUGAUCUAGGGUUUUCUACAUCCCUAUAUUUCUCUCUUGAUUCAAUCGAAAAUGGCGAUGACGGCACAAUCUCCUUUUAUUUUAGGGGAACGCCAGUCGGGGCAGGACGUUCGUACUCAAAACAUUGUGGCGUGUCAAGCUGUUGCCAAUAUUGUGAAAUCUUCACUUGGACCUGUUGGUCUCGAUAAGAUGCUUGUUGAUGAUAUUGGUGAUGUAACAAUUACUAAUGAUGGUGCUACAAUUCUCAAGAUGUUAGAAGUUGAGCACCCAGCUGCCAAGGUACUUGUCGAGUUGGCUGAGCUUCAAGACCGAGAAGUUGGAGAUGGGACAACUUCAGUGGUCAUUAUAGCUGCAGAGUUGCUUAAGAGAGCAAAUGAUCUUGUGAGAAAUAAGAUCCACCCAACGUCUAUAAUCAGUGGAUACAGACUUGCUAUGAGGGAAGCAUGCAAAUAUGUUGAUGAAAAAUUGGCUGUUAAGGUUGAAAAGCUUGGUAAAGAUUCUCUUGUGAACUGUGCCAAGACUUGCAUGUCCUCGAAGUUAAUAGCUGGUGACAGCAACUUCUUUGCAAAUCUGGUAGUGGAAGCAGUACAAGCAGUAAAAAUGACCAAUGCGCGAGGAGAAAUUAGAUAUCCAAUCAAGGGAAUUAAUAUUCUUAAAGCUCAUGGUAAAAGUGCAAGAGAAAGCUACCUGUUGAAUGGCUAUGCUCUGAAUACGGGCCGUGCUGCACAGGGAAUGUCAACCAGAGUUUCCCCUGCAAGAAUUGCUUGUCUUGAUUUCAAUCUUCAAAAGACAAAAAUGCAAAUGGGUGUUCAAGUAUUAGUUUCUGAUCCCCGGGAGCUUGAAAAGAUUCGUCAAAGAGAAGCCGAUAUGACUAAAGAGCGUAUUGAGAAACUUCUGAGAGCUGGAGCCAAUGUUGUUUUGACUACAAAAGGGAUUGAUGAUAUGGCUCUCAAGUACUUUGUGGAGGCUGGUGCAAUUGCUGUGCGACGUGUUCGGAAGGAGGAUUUGCGCCACGUUGCCAAGGCUACUGGUGCAACCGUGGUUUCAACAUUUGCCGAUAUGGAAGGAGAUGAAACAUUUGAUUCCUCACUUCUUGGCUAUGCAGAUGAAGUAGUGGAGGAACGCAUUUCCGAUGAUGAUGUAAUCUUGAUAAAGGGGACCAAAAACACAAGUGCGGUUUCUUUAAUUCUUAGAGGUGCAAAUGACUAUAUGCUUGAUGAGAUGGAGAGAGCUUUGCAUGAUAGUUUAUCAAUUGUUAAGAGAACCCUGGAAUCCAAUACGGUGGUUGCAGGUGGAGGUGCAGUUGAGGCAGCCUUAUCUGUUUAUUUGGAGUACCUAGCAACAACUUUGGGAUCUCGGGAGCAGUUGGCAAUUGCAGAGUUUGCUGAAUCAUUGUUAAUCAUACCGAAGGUGCUUGCUGUUAAUGCUGCAAAGGAUGCAACUGAGUUAGUUGCAAAACUGCGUGCUUACCACCAUACCGCACAAACCAAGGCAGAUAAGAAGCAUUUAUCAAGCAUGGGACUAGACCUUUCAAAGGGAACAAUACGCAACAACUUGGAAGCUGGAGUGAUUGAGCCUGCGAUGAGCAAAGUGAAGAUAAUACAGUUUGCAACUGAAGCAGCUAUAACGAUUCUCCGAAUCGAUGACAUGAUAAAGCUUGCCAAAGAUGAAAGUCAGAAUGGAGAGGAUUAGGUUUUGUUUGAAUGCACGUCACACUUGUAGGUCGGCUUGCGUUGGAUGAGUAGGCUGGAACUGAUGAUGUUGCAGUAUCUUGCAUCUAAUUAUUUUGCAUCGAAGAGGUUCCCCUUGUGCUGAAUUAGUGAUGGAUAUUACUUUUGUUGCUUUCAAAUGAAAAUUAUGUGUUUAUUCCUAAUUUUUCUACUGCAUUUUCACUAUGUUGUACCCCAGGUGUUUAUUAUUAUUAUUAUUAUUUUCGAACAAGUAAAA